GAGAGCACCUUAACGCUCUGCAGUCCGAUCAACUUGGGUGAGACCUUUGAGCGUGAGGAGUUGCAGAAGCUUCCCCAGCUGCAGACCAGGAUCAUGGAGAUGCACUUCGCCAAGGCCCUCGGGGAGCAGGGCUUCUUCCGGAACGCCCUUCUGCCGGAAAAGAGCUCCGACGACUACCUCCCCGAUCUUCCAAAGAUGCUCAUCGACGACUUGCGCCUGGCUUACUACACCUUUGCGGAGAAGGGAGAUCAGUCGGGAGACGUUCAGGGAAAGAUUGUUUUGCCAGCAAGUCGCGUGAUUGAUGCCUUGCUUUAUGUCGGCAUCUUCCACAUCUUGGCCGAGGAGGUUAACAAGAAGGACCUCACGUUGGAGGAGCCGCCCCCCCCCCCCCACCUGAACCCUGAAGCGCGACGGAUUUCCGAUAAAGGCUUGGAGAUUGGGGAGUUCCUGCAGCUGGGUCGCGAGUGCCAUCUGGCGCGGCUGCGCCCCGAGCAACUUGCAAAGAUCGAGGAGCUAUGUCGGUCGCAUGAGCAUGAUGUCCAUGGGCAGAUGCAGCUGCUGGUGGCAGACGUGUCCCAUAUGCUGAAGAUGCUCCUGGGCAUCUACCUGGACUUUGCGAUCAAUGAUGCGGUGUCGGCUGCAUGGGGUCAGGAGACGGCCCCUGACACCCACGUGACCCACAAGCAGUUUGCGGGGAUCGUCUCGUUUUACGUGAAGCGGCGUGAGCGAGACUGGAAAUUGCUCCAGGGAGUGUUCGAGCUCAUGGGGACGGAGACCUUAUCGGGAAGCCUAGACAAAGAUCUCCUUGAGGAGUGCAGGGCACGGCGUUCGGAGGACACUGACGGAGACACGACUCCCCACGAGGAGAUGUUAUGGGCUGCAGACUGGAUCCGACGUGGCGAAGGAAGAGGCCUGCACUUGGACACCUGCAGCCUUCUCACCGUUUUCCUGACGAACUUACAGCGAGGUAAAGGCCGCCUCCCUCCGAAAUCGGCGAUGUCUGAAGAGGACGUGCGCCCGAAGCGUGCAUGGGACCGACUCCUCCAUGCGGCCAUGAAGAAGAAGGGCUCGUUGGCGAGCCAAUCCCUCGUUAGCAACAUCGACUUCUCGAAAAAGAUGCUGGUCGAUCAGCCACAGUCCACCUUCGGUGAUAGUCCUGCCUGGGCACAGGCAAUCAUUGACCUUCUUGAACGGCCACAGACAUCAAUAGCAGCUGGAGUCGUGGGUUACACUAUGCUUGUCUGGACCGUGGCGUCCGUGGUUGCCAUCAUCGCAGAACCCAUGAUUUCUGGACUUGACGAAGACCAGUCGGAGGACGAUCGUCUCUUCUGGCUGGGUUGCGACAUGUUCUUCGCCGGCAUCUUUACGAUCGAGAUACUUCUCAGGAUCGUCGCGCGGUGUGCGUUGCGUCCAGGAUGGAGAACGCUCUGUGAUUUUUUCUCACAGCCUUUGAACAUCCUGGAUGCCAUCGUCGUGAUGGAGAUCUACUUCGACCAUCUGCUGCAUCAGCCGGCCCUGAGGCUCUUCAUCUUGGAGCGCUUUGCCCGCCUUGCGCGGGUUUUCAGGCUUUGCAAAUUCAAAGGGUACGGGUGCCCCAUGCUUGCGCCGCUGACAGCAGUGCUGGUGGUGAUCAUGGGCACCUAUUUGCUGAACCUGGAGGGUGUUAUUGAAUAG
This is a messenger RNA of Symbiodinium necroappetens, 1674 nucleotides long. The record is from the annotation of a GenBank genome assembly. Lineage: Eukaryota; Dinophyceae; Suessiales; Symbiodiniaceae.